ACAACAACAGUGACAGUCAGAUCAAGACCGCAUUUCUGUAUGCAACCAGCUAUGGGUGUAGUCUGACAAGUGGAAACAGUAGCGCACCGCAAUAUACCUCGAAGUUUUAUCCUCAUGAAGGAGCUCCGUCCUGGCUGAGUUUGGGAGAUGGGAGUACUAAAUAUUGCAGACCAGCCUCCACUGGUCCAGGCCAUCUUCAAUCGUAACGCUGAAGAAGUUCAACUAUUAUUGCACAAACAGGAGGAGGAUGUCAAUGCACUGGACCAAGAGCGCCGUACGCCACUUCAUGCUGCUGCCUGUGUGGGUGACGUCCAUAUAAUGGACCUCCUCAUUGAAUCAGGUGCCACUGUAAAUGCUAAAGACCAUGUAUGGUUGACCCCGUUGCACAGGGCAGCUGCUUCCAGGAAUGAAAGGGCAGUGGGUCUGCUGCUGAGGCGCGGAGCAGAGGCAAACGCACGAGACAAGUUCUGGCAGACACCGCUGCAUGUGGCUACUGCCAACCGUGCCACACGCUGCGCUGAGGCCCUGCUGACCCAGCUGAGCAACCUGAACAUGGCAGAUCGCACCGGCAGAACUGCCCUGCACCACGCAGCUCAGAGCGGGUUCCAGGAGAUGGUGAAGCUGCUGCUGAACAAAGGGGCCAACCUGAGUGCCAUCGAUAAGAAGGAAAGACAGCCUAUCCAUUGUGCUGCUUACUUGGGACAUUCAGAGGUUGUUAAGUUGCUGGUGUCCCGCAGUGCAGACAAGAGCUGCAAGGAUAAGCAGGGUUACACACCUCUCCAUGCUGCUGCGGCAAGUGGUCACCUCGAAAUUGUAAAGUACCUACUGAGGAUGGGGACAGAGAUUGAUGAGCCUAAUGGCUUUGGAAACACUGCACUCCAUGUGGCUUGCUACAUGGGGCAGGAGGCUGUGGCUACCGAGCUGGUGAACCAUGGAGCUAAUGUUAACCAGCCCAACAAGUGCGGCUACACCCCUCUGCACCUGGCUGCCGUCUCCACCAACGGUGCACUCUGUCUGGAGUUGCUGGUCAACAAUGGGGCAGAUGUCAACCAGCAGAGCAAAGAAGGGAAGAGCCCCCUGCACAUGGCAGCCAUUCAUGGACGCUUCACACGCUCUCAGAUCCUCAUCCAAAACGGUGGGGAAAUUGAUUGUGUUGAUAAGUAUGGCAAUACUCCUCUCCACGUUGCUGCUAAGUACGGCCAUGAACUGCUGAUCAGUACUCUGAUGACCAACGGAGCAGACACGGCCAGACGUGGGAUCAAUGGAAUGUUCCCCUUGCACUUAGCUGUGCUGUACGGGUUUUCAGACUGUUGUCGCAAGUUACUCUCCUCAGGUCAGCUGUAUAGCAUAGUUUCAUCCAUGAGUAAGGAGCAUGUACUUUCGGCUGGGUUUGACAUAAACACCCCUGACAACUUUGGGAGGACCUGUCUACACGCUGCUGCCUCUGGAGGAAAUGUUGAAUGUCUGAACUUGCUCUUAAGUAGUGGUACCGACUUGAAUAAGAGGGACGUAAUGGGAAGGACACCGUUGCACUAUGCGGCUGCUAAUGGGAGGUACCAGUGCACUGUGACCCUGGUGGGCGCUGGCGCUGAGGUCAACGAGCCUGACCAGACAGGCUGUACUCCCCUGCACUACUCUGCCGCCUCCCAAGCCUUCAGCAGAGUUGAUCGUCAUUUUACUGGGAACCAUCAGAAUGAUGAAGAUGAGGCAAAGGAGUCGUACUUCUGCUUGGAGCAUCUUUUGGACAAUGGUGCCGAUCCAUCGAUGGUCAACUCAAAGGGUUACAGUGCUGUUCACUAUGCAGCUUACCAUGGCAACAAACAGAACCUGGAGCUGCUCCUGGAGAUGUCUUUUAAUGCACUAGGAGACAUAGAGAGCAGUAUUCCAGUCAGUCCUCUGCAUCUCGCUGCUGAUAAGGGCCACUGGCAGGCGCUGCGUGUGCUGACGGAGACUGCGGCCUAUGUGGACAUGCAGGAUGCUGCAGGCCGUUCUGUGCUCUACUUGGCUGCCCAGAAAGGCUACGCCCGCUGUGUGGAGGUGCUGUUGGCUCAGGGGGCCUCCUGUCUCCUCAAUGACAACCGCCUCAUGUGGACCCCAAUUCAUGUUGCGGCUUCCAAUGGUCACUCUGACUGCCUGCGCAUGAUGAUUGAAUAUGGGGAGGAGGGGGAUCUCACCAACGUUGCAGACAAAUUUGGCCAGACUCCUUUGAUGCUAGCUGUUCUGGCAGGUCACACUGACUGCGUCCACUUCCUGUUGGAGAAGGGUGCCUUGCCAGAUGCCAAGGACAAGAGGAGCAGCACGGCUUUGCACAGAGGGGCGGUGUUGGGCCAUGAUGACUGCGUGACAGCCCUGCUGGAGCACAAAGCUUCUGCACUGUGUCGGGACAUCCAGGGUAGGACACCGCUGCACUAUGCUGCAUCCAGAGGCCACACGGACAUCCUGGCCAGUCUGGUCCAGGCCGCCAUGGCAACAGACCCACACGAUAAACUGCUGGACAACAAACAAUAUACCCCAUUUCACUGGGCUGCUUACAAAGGGCAUGAAGACUGUUUGGAGGUUUUACUUGAAUUCAAAACAUUUAUCCAUGAAGAGGGAAACCCGUUCACCCCCCUGCACUGUGCUCUGAUGAAUGGCCACAGCGGGGCAGCAGAGAGGCUGCUGGAGUCUGCUGGGGUCCACAUGAUCAACACCAGAGAUGCCAAAGGAAGGACCCCACUGCAUGCCGCUGCAUUUGCUGAGGAUGUCGCGGGACUUCAGCUGGUGCUUCGCCAUGGGACAGAGAUCAACGCCGUGGACAAUAGUGGAUGCUCUGCUCUGAUGGUAGCUGCUGACAAGGGACACAGUGGCACCGUGGCCAUCCUCCUUCACCGGGCCAAGGCUGACCUGACACUGCUGGAUGAGAACAAGAACACCGCCCUGCACCUGGCCUGCAGCAAGGCUCAUGAGAUGUGUGCCCUGCUGAUUCUGGGAGAGAUCCACAGUCCCACACUUAUAAAUGCCACCAACAGCGCUCUGCAAAUGCCCCUCCAUCUUGCAGCACGUAAUGGCCUGGCUACGGUGGUGCAGGCACUGCUGAGUAGAGGAGCCACUGUGCUGGCUGUGGAUGAGGAAGGCCACACCCCAGCCCUGGCCUGUGCUCCCAACAAGGACGUGGCAGACUGCCUGGCUCUAAUCCUCUCUACCAUGAAGCCUUUCCCCCAGCGGGACCCUUCCUCCUGCUCCUGCUCCUCUCCCACCGUCUCCCCCUCCCCGGGUCUCAACUUGCUGAAGCACUGCGGCAUCACCGCCGCCUGCGCCCCCCUGCCCAGCAACGGCCUCCACAACGGCUACGUCAAAGACCGCCACGGUGCGCCGGUUGGCCUGGACGGGUGUCUGUCUGAGUGAGGUCACGUGCCCCCCUCAGUCAGCUGCUAUCACCAUCAUCACCACCAGGGGGGGGGACUCCCUUUAACAUGGCCCAGAGGACCAGGAGAGCACCCACCCACAUGUCUGUUCUCUGUGUGUGUGUGUGUGUGUGUGUGUGUGUGUGUGUGUGUGUGUGUGUGUGUGUGUGUGUGUGUGUGUGUGUAUGUGUGUGUGUGUGUGUGUGCGUGAGUGUCUGGUCUUCUCUUGAGGUGCAGUCAAACCUAAUAUGCAAUUAGAUCCCAUUCCUCCAUCUCCUAGUAGUGCUUAAUAGGACGGAUGGAAUAGAGGCCGAUUGCUCUACAGGGUCACUCAGAUGAAGCGUGGCAUCCAAAAACAAACACUAGCAAUCUGGCCAUCUCUAAAUCAUUUAACCCUUUAAAACCCAUGUCGACAUAGUUAAAUAACCGACAUAUAAGAGCAUGGAAACCUCUGUAUCCUUGACUGUCUUUCUCUUCAUAUCACUCAAUACAAAAGUCAUAUCGUGUUUAAUCAGUUGUGGUGACCUUGUAGAGGAACAUACAGCCUUCCCAAAAGAACGAUCAAAGAGUUUCUUUGUUUGUUUUUUUGAUUCUCUUUUUUUUUUUUUUUUGUUGGGGUGUUUUUUUUUUUUGUUGGGGUUUUUUUUUUUUUCACUUUAUUUUUUUUUUGGUUUUAAUUGUCCGUUAGCCUAGAUUUUUAUGAAGGAGACACACAAGGGAAAAAUCAAAAUUUUGCUUAAGAGUGCAAUGCUAGUGUACUACAGUACAAUCCGGAAUUUGGAAAAAGGGUCACAAAGAUGUUGAUUCCAUAGUGUACUUUAAAUGUACGGCCUAGAAUCGUUUGGCAUUUUAUGAUAAUUUGGUAAUGCUGCUGAAUACGUUAGCAUGUCUCCUUCCAAAGGAGAGCCACGUGCGGGUCAGCGCUGCGACGCGGAUUUGUUCUUAAUGCUGACGUCAUGUUUUAAAGAUGCUAAAUAAGUGUUUGUUAAGAUAGAAUGUUUCUAAGCAUAUAACUUAUGACCAAAGUUGAUCAACACUAUUAUGGCUAUAAAUUAUUUAUUUGAGAUGAACUGUACUGUAUAGAGAAAGACAAUAGAUCUCGAUAUACCUCGUCAACUCGUUUAGCAGCUGCUUCAUCUUCACCCAGGGUCCGUAGGCCUAAUGUUCUCUUUUUGUAGGACUAGAGAACUACUGUAGGAUAGUGACUGACCUGAGGCCUUGUUUAUUAUUUCUAGAUGAAGGCUUUACUAGUAAUAUCUGCCAACAACACCUCAUCAAAGCAUCAUAUUUCUGAGCACAUAAAUGAACAAGCCAUUUCAAUUUAUUUCCCAUCUCUUUAAACAGUGUUUUUCUUUCUUUCUUUUUUUUCUUUCAGAUUUCGAAUGGCCUAGUUAUCGAAAGAGAGCAAUCAGUUUUGGUUUGUAGGCACUCGUGACGUUUUUUUUUGUUCUUUUGUGUUUCUGAAGUUGAACCGGCCAUCGGCUUUGUGGUUUUAACAAACUCGCACUAAAGGAGUAUUUCUCGGAGCUGGUGAACUAGUCUCAAACAUCUAAUGGCUUCUAUCUCAACUUCUCAGUGGUCAACUCUGGUCAAUUUGAACAGAUAAAGAGUAAUGACUGCUGUUUUCAUUGGGCAGUUUUCAAGCAAUAAUUUCUUCUUUUUUUGUUUUUUUUGGUCUUGUUUUUUUUAAGUUUAACGUUAUUGAAUAGACAAUCACUGUCACAAGGGCUUUUGUUUCCCUGGAAUGUGUUUUGAUUUUUUUUUUUUUUUUAUUAUUAUUAUUAUUAUUUCAUGAAAAAUUACCUAAAGACUAAACGAAUGGCUCUGUGUGUGCCGGGCAUUUUAUUGUCAGUGUCAACACAAAUGCACUGGAUUGCCUUUAUGGCAUCUCAUGAAAUGCCUUUUGACCCAUGCCUUCCGUAACACAUCAUUUCAGUUGGAUUGCGUAAUGGCAGAGUAUGAUGAGCCCUGAGACCAAUUUAUCUUUCCACCCAUUUGAUUGCAACAGCAUUGAACCACAGUUGCACCCAUACUAUCUAGUAGGGGAGAAAAAAAUUGCCCGACAUAUCAUUAUAUGUUUCGGCAUUAUCAAUGACCAGGAAGUUGAUAACCUUUUUAUAGAGGCUUUAUAGGGCUAAGAGGGAAAAGGAGAGGGAUCUUUGCUUAGGCCAAUACCUGUUUAGAUUUCAGGAAUAGCAGAAAUCCAAAUAUGUGCUUUUUGGUGUUCAUUUUGUUGUCUACUCAUCCCAUUUCUGGUACUAACGAUGAUUGUAUCGGACCACUAGAGCUGUUUGUGACUUUUAGAUGUUCUAUCUAUGCUAUUUUUUUUUUUUUUUUUUUUUUUUUUGAGAACCAUCUGCUGGUGGUUAAAUUACACUGAGUCAGAUUGUUUUCAUUGGUGUGAUAACUUCAUAUCCACUGGUAAUGAAGUGGCACAAUUGCACACAUUAGUUGACUGGAUGAGAGAUGAGGACCUAGACUAGGCAAUGCCGUUUAGAUACCCCUACAAAAGUCUUUUCACGUUAUUGUCUUUUACUUGAUUUCCUAAAAUUUCUAAAACAUUUCAGAGCAGUGAUUUCUCAGUCAGUGUCGUAGAUUCGUAGUUGGUAUUUCUAAUUGACCUCCAUAACUGACUGAAAUGAAAUGGAACUACUGUAAUUGGUGAUCGCCCAGCCUUUUGUUCUCUUGAUCAAUUAAUACUUUCCGUGAGAACCGCUUAUAUUACUAACUUUAGGGAUAGGUACAAAAUUUGUUUAUCUCAGGAUCUGUGCUGAAGCAGCAGGCAGAAUUUAUUAAUCCAAUCAGAUCUCAGCAGGAUGAUUAUGUCUACAUUAUUGUGAUGGGAUGAUCCAUGAUUUAAUUCAUUUUUAACCCUAAUCCCACAGCACUUAAUUAGAUAGUCAAGCAUGCACUUUAGUACAGUCAGGUUCUAAGUGGUUGAAAUAGAGCAGAUGUAAUGUAUGUACUUAUGUUUACAUGCAUGUGUGUUGCUGCUGAAUACAGGAAGGUAGAGUUGCAAAAGACAAGCAAAGGCUGCAACAAAAAUUGUACUCUAACAAUGCAUUAUUUAAAAAAAAAAAAAAA
Messenger RNA from Perca fluviatilis (European perch), 6467 nucleotides. RefSeq names its product ankyrin repeat domain 52a (gene ankrd52a). The record is from RefSeq and is a predicted model, not a curated record. Bases 148 to 3384 code for a protein of 1078 amino acids. Gene Ontology annotation, molecular function: protein binding. Lineage: Eukaryota; Metazoa; Chordata; Actinopteri; Perciformes; Percidae. The transcript is spliced from 28 exons.